Molecule: messenger RNA, 3879 nt
Organism: Glarea lozoyensis ATCC 20868
Lineage: Eukaryota; Fungi; Ascomycota; Leotiomycetes; Helotiales; Helotiaceae
Product: VPS9
Exons: 4
Coding region: 1-3879 (1292 amino acids)
Biological process (GO): early endosome to late endosome transport
Cellular component (GO): early endosome; late endosome; tubular endosome
Molecular function (GO): phosphatidylinositol binding; guanyl-nucleotide exchange factor activity; SNARE binding
Source: RefSeq, a predicted model, not a curated record
AUGCUUCUCAAGCUCACAGCUCUAGGAUUGCUUCAGAUUCUCCUUGUACCGACAACUGAUGUCCUCCUUACCUCCCGCGAUCGCGAAUCCGGCGCCCUCUAUUCAGAUCUUGCUGGAUCUGAAGAAUUCCUAGGAAGCCAUGUCUUGCGAGUGCCAGCUAACCAUGCUACUGCGGGAGGGAAGGAUGCGCCAAACAUGCGCGAGAGUAGAGGGAAAGCCAAGCAGUAUACUACAGUUAACGGCAGAACGGUAGUGGUUAAGGAUGCAUUUAUAUAUAGUAAUAAAGGAUUCAAGACUCUCAACCAAGCACAACUAUUAUCCGAUACGAUAUGGUACCCCGAUUCCUUGGAACCUAGACAGUGGCUGGUAUAUUAUAUUUCGAGACCUUUGGUAGGGAUAUUUGAAGAAAUAAAGAUUCCCCCGGCGAUUCUGUCUGUGCGCGCUGUAGGCACCAAAACUAUUCUUGCGCCGAAGGUUGAUACAGAUUCCGAGGGAGUUCCAGGGAGUCCUUUGCCUAGGAAGAAGGAUAUAAAAACCUUCAAUGACCUCCUCAAUAAUUUCCCGAUGAUUGCAAGGCAAAUGCAACCGGGACUAGAACGAUUGUUCAAAGAAUUCAAUACUGUUUUCGAUAAACCGCUACCUCCUCCUCCAUCUGCGACGAUAAUCCCGGAUCCUGAACCCGAUGGGCCAAUAGCAACGGCAAUGAAAAAAGCGAGGUCAAAUAGCAUGGGUUCUGCGCCAACCGCGAGAUCGAAUGGUUAUGCUGAACAACUGGAGGAUUUCUUUGCCGAGGAUGAUGAAGAUAUAAUGAGGGGCGCUUUGGAGACGGCCGUGACAGCUGCAAUAGAUUUAUUUCAGAUGGUCGAUAAGCAACAGCUGUCUCUUUUGGGUGCAACGACUGAUCUUACUGGACCGGUUGUCGAGCGUCUUAUUGAGCGCUAUGUAACUGAGCAAGUACACGACUCGGUUCUUUAUCCCCGACUGUGUGCCAUGAAGCGUCCCGAUGACCUCGAGCUAGAGUCAAAGAUUCGUCAUAUGGAGUUCGUUGACAUUUCGCAAGUUGGGAUAUCGAUUCAAGGAGGGCCUACUGGAAAACACGAAUUAACAUUGCGACUGGGGCGAGCUGUGGAAGAAUUCCGAAAGCUAGGGGUUGCUAGAAGCCCACAGCAAAUGAUGGACAUUCUGCUGUCAACUUUAAAGACGGUCACUCAAGUGACUGAUAACUCAAAAUCUGCCGGUGCAAAUGCUACGUCGGAGAAGGUCAGCACUGUUCUCACCAUCAAUGCCGAUACGCUGGUCUCUCUACUCUUAAUUGUUGUAAUAAGAUCUCAAGUGCGUUAUCUUCAAGCUCGCCUGUUAUAUAUGCGCCACUUUAUCUUCAUAGACGAUGUGGAAAGUGGUGAGAUGGGUUACGCCCUCAGCACCUUUGAAGCAGUUCUCUCAUAUCUCGCUAGAGAUUCUGGCGGGUUGAGAAAAGCUAGUAGACGAAAUUUCAAAUUGUGGGAAUCUACAAAAAAGGGAAAUAUCAAAGACAUGAUGAGCAUAAUGGAGCCGGAUAAGGAAGUUACUUCAGAUGAGGAUGCUUGUAGCAGCGAUAGUCGUGGAGAGGAAGACAACUUUGGUGGGGAGAACCCCUGGGAUAAAGUUAAUGGCCACUCGAGACAUUCUUCGAGGAAUAGUAAUCGUAGGAUAUCACAAGCAUCGACGCUGAACCAUGUGUAUCCAUUUCAAAUUUUGGAUGACGAUAACGACGACGAAGAGCGCUUACCUCCCCUUCGAAAACCCAAGCAAGUUACCAUGGAUAUGCGAAGCAUGUCUAGUAGCUCCGAAAUAUCAUUCCGGUCUAGGGCAACUACUAUAGAUUCUAUGACAAGUGGCAUUGAAGGAGAUACUUCGAUCGAGCGCUUGUCACAAACUGAGGACUCUUUUGGAGAGUCUGUGCCUAUGAUGGCCGUUCAAAACGAAAGACCCGAAUCGCUCAAGUACUUGUUCUCGUUAUACGACUACUUUCCCCCAUAUGUUGUGCUGGAAGAUACAAACAAUGAAGGCACCACACUUCUUAGUGCUGCUGUUCAGCUAGGACACACUGAACUGAUAGAUAUUAUUCUGGAUUAUGUAUAUCAGUCAGGGCCAGAAUCCGUUGUUACGAACUACCUCGCGAAACAAGACAUUCGUGGCAGAAGCGUAGCUCAUUAUUUAUUCAACGCCCCCUUUCUCAUACCUAGAGUGGGUCGGAUGUUGCCAUGGCGGCAGAAAGAUAGGAAUGGCCAAACGCCAUUGUUCGCACUUUGCCGCUCAUAUGACCAUGGAAAUUAUAGAGCUAUGGUUGAAAGCGCACUUCUUGCUGCAACAAACUCGCAGGGAGAUGGCCAGCCACUACAUAUUGACGAUCAUAUCGAUUCGAAAGGCAAUACACUUCUACAUAUCGUCAAUGAUCCUCAAGUUGCUCUUAGAAUCUUGUUACAUUGCGAUUCGGAUGUCAAUGCUACGAACGACAAGAAAUUCACCGCGCUGAUGGUGGCAAGCAAAUAUGGCAGGCUGGAGAUGGUACGAGUUCUCUUUGGUGACCCAAGAGUAGAUCUUUUUGCAAAAGAGUUGCGGGGACUCACAGCUGUUGAACUUGCGAAAGAUGACGACGUCAGGAAUCGUAUUGACGAUUUGAUUCUGUUCUCCGGCCAGCCUGCAGCAGAUGGUCGGAUAACAGCUGUCGUACGCUCGUUUUUCGUCGAAGAUGCUACCAUCCGCCUAGUAGUAAAAUCGGGAGCUCCAUCUACUCAGCAGAGCUUUACCGUAACUACUUGUAGGAGAUCCCUUACGGAUUUCGAACAUUUGGUAAAGCUACUUGCUUUAGAAAACCCAGCUUCGUGGUUGCCAUCCAUUGCCGGCAUGCGCUCGCCCUUCCAAUUCCCAUCAAAACCCUCUCGAGCCGUCUUGCGGGACAUUCAAGUCCGUCUGGACGGCCUUCUGAAGAUUCUUCUGGCUCACUCGACUUUCUCGACUCAUGAAAUGUUGUGGGAGUUUUUCCUCGUGCCUGAUAUUCAAUCAGACAUGAUGGAGCAGCGCAGCAAGCUCAAAGCGGAGACAAGAAUCGAGAAAGUCCGAGAAGAAUACGAGCCGGUAGAAGAUAUUCGUGAUGUGGAGCAGUUCAUUGAUCAUGCUCGAGACACAGUUAGAAGUGUCAACUAUUCAACAAAGAGUGUUGCGCGUAGGGCUAAUAUGGUUCGCGUCGUUUCUACAGAUUUCUACGAUGCCGCCAAUAUAGCUACAAAAGCCCUCGCCACUCUCGAUUGCAUUCCAAAAACUCACAUCUCGGCCUUGGAAUCAUAUGUGUUGACGCUUGCACCCACCUCGUCUUCACCCUAUACGACGUUUCAUUCAACGAUGCUAUCUAUACAUAGUACUAUAAUCGCUAUGUUACUUUCCCUUUCCCGGCCUACGACUCUAAUUCAACAGAUUAAUACGUCGCGGAAGUCGAUUGAGAGGUCUUACAACUCUCUGUCACGUUCCACGCGCUGGCCACUAGGUCUUCUUGACGAGACUCGUCAACGGCUCAAUGAAGAAAAAGAAGAGAAGGUUCGAAAGACGCAAGAGGAAUGUGCAGAGGUCGGAAGAGAAUUGAGAUAUACUCAACAAGUUGUCGCUUCAGAACUUGCUGGUUGGCAAGAUUUGCAUGAGAAAAUGGGGAAGAAGGCCCUGAGAGACUUGGCGAAAGGAAUGAUCAUCAGGGAAAGAACUGCAUUGGAAGGAAUGAUGCGAGCUGUUCGAAAGCUUAAGCUAGAGUCAGCAAAGCAAAUAGCUGCACCCGUGUCAAAUGGACGUGUUGAAGUCGAAGUCAAUGCUAGCGCAGUGGCUGCGGGCCCGUCGAACGACAUGGAUUAG